GCAAUGCAAGCUGGACGCAGACGGUGCAGAAAGUUGCAAAUUUCACGGAGUACGUCAGGAACAACUUCGACGCCUUCAGGUCUUCUUUAAGAGGGAUCCUUGGGAACUCCGCUGAAAGGGUACGGAACAGCACCAACGAAACUGUCAAAGGGGGAUCCUGUCUCUGCAUCUUUGAUGUGGACAGGACUUUGACAGGAAGACAGGGGGACACGCACAGAUGUCCGGGGAACAGAGUGAUUUGGGGUACCUAUGAUGAUGCCUACGGUGGGGGAUCGUUGACAUUGUCCCAGCUGGGCCAGAGCCUAUGGCAGACUUUCUGCGGCUCCUGCCAUGUGAGGGCAAUCACAGCUCAUCCCCACCGUCGUCCUAACCUCCCAGUUUCUGAAUCAGUGGUUGGCUGCCAUGGCCAUUGCAAGGCCCACCAUGCAUCGAGGCUAGCAUCAGAGCUGGGUGUUUCCAAAUCAAAUGUCUACAUGUUUGAUGACAAGGCCAGCAACAUAAACCCGUUUCAUGGUACUGGCAUGAAUGCUCAUCAAGUUUCUUGUGGCAGCCGUGAAGGCAGCCACGGCUUGUGUGGAGCCACCCUUGGGGAAAUCAGGAAUUCCAGGGGGGUUACGACUUGCCGUUGA
Symbiodinium pilosum is the source of this 629-nucleotide messenger RNA. NCBI's taxonomy places the organism in Eukaryota, Dinophyceae, Suessiales, Symbiodiniaceae. The record is from the annotation of a GenBank genome assembly.